Molecule: messenger RNA, 3066 nt
Organism: Python bivittatus (Burmese python)
Lineage: Eukaryota; Metazoa; Chordata; Lepidosauria; Squamata; Pythonidae
Source: RefSeq, a predicted model, not a curated record
GCCCAGCCAGUCACUCCAGCAACCAAAAGGGGCCUUGUUUUAGGUACCUUUGAACGUAAUCUGCUUAAUUCUUUCUUUCUUAAGCCAUUUGAUCUCCGUGACAAGCUGGGGAAAGAGAAUUGAGGUCCCCCCGCUGCUAGAAAAGGAGCAGAAAAGAAGUUGGAGAUCAACUGGCUCAUUUCUGCUGAUUCAGAGACGGAGAAGACUGCACAUAUCAUGGCCUCAUCCUCACCUACCGUGGAUGAGAGAAGAGAUGGAUUCUGUGACCAAUGUAAUAAAUAUUUGAAAGAUCCAGUGCCUGUGGAAUGUGGUCACAAUUUCUGUCGGCCUUGCAUCGCUGAACAUUAUCGAGAAUGGAAAAGAGAUGAUGCGCCCUUCGUGUGUCCUAUUUGCGAAGAGCCAAUCCCGGAAGGAAAACUCCGGCGAGACCUGCAGCAGGCCGGCGUGGGAGAAAAACACAGGCCAUUUCCAGAAAAGUCCUAUGUAUGUCCAAAACACAAGGCGACGCUAGAUCUGUUUUGUCAGGACGAUGAGAAGCUGAUAUGUGCCAUUUGUCAGAAGGCCUCAGAACAUAAAUCUCAUACUGUAAUUUCUCCUAAGCGAGCUGCCCAACCAUUAAAGGAUCAGUUACGGAGCCGGAUUGUAAUUCUGGAGGAAAAGAAAGAUAUAAUGGAGAGUCAUCCAUCAGAUGCAGAAAAGGAAAUUGCCGAGCUGCUUGCACAAAUGGAAAUGGAGAGAGAGAAGUUAGACGAUGUGUUCAAACAAUUACAUGAGUUUCUGCAUAAACAGGAAAAACAACUGCAGAACAGAAUGAAAAUGGUGGAGAAGGAGGUCCUAAAAACCAAGGUGGAUUACAUGGAAGGGCUGUCAAAGGAACGCUCCAUGCUUAAAAAUAUCAUUCGGGAGAUGCAGGAGAUGUGUGAGCAGCCAGCUGUGGAAUUCUUACUGGAUUUUAAAAGCAGCAUGCAGAAGUAUGACAAAGCACUUGAAAACCCAGUUGCUUUUCCUCUUGAUCUGAAAUGGAGGUCCUGGGAUUUCUGUGAUAUCAAUCCUUUUCUGGAGAAUGCUGGAAAGAUAUUCAAUGAGUCUCUGAUAGCUGGAAUUCAGCUGCAAAAAGCACAUGUAUUUCUGGAUCCAGAUACAGCUCAUCCCCGUCUCAUUCUGUCUGAUGACUGUAAAAGUCUGAAAAUGGGUGAAUUUUAUCAAAAUCUAUCCAAAACCACAGAAAGAUUUGAUGAAUGGCCUUUUGUGCUGGCCUGUGCAGGAUUCACUACAGGCAGACAUUUCUGGGAAGUCACCGUGGGGACAGAGGAUACCUGGGGUGUCGGAGUUGCCCGAAAGUCUGUGAGGAGAAAAGGAGAUAUUGAAUUUAGUCCUGAAGAAGGGUUCUGGGCUGUAGGGAAGUGGGAUGGCAACUACACAGCUUACAACCCCCCAUUUUAUUCUCCCUUGACCUUGCGUAGGAUGCCCAAGAAGAUCAGAGUGAUUCUGAACUAUGAAGGGGGAUGGGUGACUUUUUUUGAUGCUGAUACUGGAGCUCCUCUCUUUGCAUUUUCUACACCCCCCUUCGAUGGAGAGACGAUCCUUCCCUUAUUUUAUGUGUUUGGAAAAGCUCACCUUUCCAUCUCUCUCUAAGGCUAUUAUCUCUGCUUCUCAGCCUUGUCGGUAUUAUUUACCAAGACCGGAAUCCAAAUCAAUAAGAACAAUAAACAAAUAGUGAUUUAAGAUGGUCUUCCUCCAGUCUAGGUCCCUCCAGGUAGCUUCCAGGUUUUCCAAGUCAGUAUGAUCCUGGAUGGGAUCUUCUAGAAGUUGCAGUCCCAGCAUGUAUGAAGAGUCUUUGACAGUUCUUCCAAGGCCUCAUAGACUUUUAGACAGAUUAAUAGCUAACUGAUGCAGAGUUCAUCUUCAUUUCUUUAAAAAGCAAUAACAUUACUGAUCAAAGGUGACAUUUCCUCUCAGCAAAGAAAUAGGAAGAGCUUCUCACUGUGAUGAGAGUGUCAUUAUCUCUUGACUGAUCUUCCUUUCAGCUUUAAAACUGCCAAAUUUGAUAGGAAUGGAUCUUUUUUGUAAGGAAUUGUAUAGCAAUUCCCUCUCCUCAGCUUCAUGGGUAGAAUAAUGGCUGAGGGUUGUUUGGAUUGUCUGGGUCAUGCCAUCUGUACCAACAGGGCACCAUGACUUCCCUUUCCACAUUGCCAUCAGUUUAGAAUUUAACACAGUGGUGGGUAUGUCCAUCAUGGUUCAUCAUCAACCUCAACAAGGCUUCUGGUUCUCUCAAACAUCUUGGGGACUUAGUGUAGCUUGCAUUGUCCAUCCCUCCUGUCAUGUUUUUGAAAGCAGCUGCUGACAUAAAGAAUCUUUACUAUUGAUCUUGUGUGAUAGGGGUACACUUGUGGAACUACGAAAGCAUAUAUGUGUGUAUGUAAUUAUAUGGGCCAUUGGUCAGCAGAGACACUCUCAAAUGCUUUCAUCAAAUAUAGCUUUCCCUAAUCCAGUUGCCCUCCAUACAUGCAGAUGACAUUUCCCAGAAUUCUCAGGGUCAUGUUGGCUAGGGAAUUCGGAGAGUUUAAAUCCAUGCAGAAAUAGGUUCCCAACCUUGAGAAGGCUUAUCAAGCGGUUAAGUCAACAGAAGGGGAAAUAUCUUGACUUGGCCAUCAAGAUCAGUCAAAAAGUGCGGGCCUUUGCAUUUAAUCCAAGUUUGAGUUUUCCCUUUUCUCCUUCCCAUGUCUGUAUAUGUGGAAGAUGAGAAUAACUGUUCCUAAAUGGAAACCCCACUGCAUCGUAUACUCAGACCAGUGUAUUCCUUCAACAAGCCUCAAACGAGGCAGGUUUGUUGAAAUUCCACUGAGUAGAUGAGUUGUUGAAGUGGAUUUGUGAUUCCGGUCAGUCAGAUGAAUUUUUUGUAACAAAAAGGAAGGACACUUUCAUUUAGUAGCAUUCUUUAAGAAUCUGUAGCCAUCCCACUUUCCUACCUAUUUUGGAAUUCUGAUUUUAUCAUACUGAAGCUGUUUUGAACUUGAACAAUGUAGCUAAGAAAUGCUUUAGAUAAAUAAAGAGAACUGUAUUUAC